Molecule: messenger RNA, 3355 nt
Organism: Mus caroli (Ryukyu mouse)
Lineage: Eukaryota; Metazoa; Chordata; Mammalia; Rodentia; Muridae
Gene: Txlng
Product: taxilin gamma
Biological process (GO): regulation of cell cycle
Molecular function (GO): syntaxin binding
Source: RefSeq, a predicted model, not a curated record
AACGCGAGGAAGAGGCGGCGGUACUGAGGAGGCUAUUGAGGGCGGACGGGGCGGACGGCGACGUAGCCCCCCGCAGAAGGUUGGUACUCCUUGGCUCAUGCUGAAGAAGCUGGCUAUCAUGUUUUUAAGAGGCUGAUGGAAAGACCUAGAUGGCAAGCAACCAAGGAAGGUCUUGGGCCAACUGCUCAUGAGGAACUGAGGCCUCAGUCCAACAGCCCAUAUGGAAUUGAACCCUGGCAACAAUCAUAAGAUUUGAAAUUGGCACAAUGGAAGAAGCUAGAAUUUGUGGGUUAGGAGUAAAAGCAGACAUGGUAUGUAACUCUCAAGCAAAUGAUAUUCUUCAACAUCAAGACUCCAGUUGUGGUGGCACAACUAAGAAACAUUCACUGGAAGGGGAUGAAGGCAGUGACUUUAUUACAAAGAACAGAAAUUUGGUGAGCUCAGUAUUCUGUACACAGGAGAAAAGAGAAGAAAUUCCUGGACGAGAAGCUCGAACAGGUCUUCCUGAUGGCCAGCAAGAUUCAGAGUGCAGCAGGAACAAAGAGAAGACCUUAGGAAAAGAAGUUUUAUUACUGAUGCAAGCGCUAAACACCCUUUCAACCCCAGAGGAGAAACUGGCAGCUCUCUGUAAGAAAUAUGCUGAUCUCCUGGAAGAAAGCAGGAAUGUUCAGAAACAAAUGAAGAUUCUGCAGAAGAAGCAAGCCCAGAUUGUGAAAGAGAAAGUUCACCUUCAGAGUGAACACAGCAAGGCCAUCUUGGCAAGAAGCAAACUGGAAUCUCUUUGCAGGGAACUUCAGCGUCAUAAUAAGACAUUAAAGGAGGAGAAUAUGCAGCAGGCACGAGAGGAGGAAGAACGACGUAAAGAAGCAACAGCACAUUUCCAGAUAACUCUAAAUGAAAUCCAAGCUCAGUUGGAACAACAUGACAUCCACAAUGCCAAACUGCGACAGGAGAACAUUGAACUGGGCGAGAAGUUGAAGAAGCUUAUUGAGCAGUAUGCACUAAGGGAAGAGCAUAUUGAUAAAGUAUUCAAACACAAGGAAUUGCAACAACAGCUUGUGGAUGCCAAACUUCAGCAAACAACACAGCUGAUAAAAGAAGCUGAUGAAAAACAUCAGAGAGAGAGAGAGUUUUUAUUAAAAGAAGCAACAGAAUCCAGGCACAAAUAUGAACAAAUGAAACAGCAAGAAGUACAACUAAAACAGCAGCUUUCUCUUUAUAUGGAUAAAUUUGAAGAAUUCCAGACUACUAUGGCAAAAAGCAAUGAACUUUUUACAACCUUCAGGCAGGAAAUGGAAAAGAUGACAAAGAAAAUUAAAAAACUGGAAAAAGAAACAAUAAUAUGGCGUACCAAAUGGGAAAACAAUAAUAAAGCACUUCUGCAGAUGGCCGAAGAGAAAACUGUCCGUGAUAAAGAGUACAAGGCCUUUCAAAUAAAACUGGACCGGUUAGAGAAGCUGUGCAGGGCUCUUCAGACAGAGAGAAAUGAGCUCAACGAGAAGGUCGAAGUCCUGAAAGAGCAGGUCUCUAUCAAAGCAGCAGAUGGGGACUUGGUGCCACCUGCAACGCAGCCCUGUGCUGUCCUGGAUUCCUUCAAAGAGACUUCAAGAAGAACCCUGGGAAUGCACUUGGAGGCUAGAGCCAAGUCAGUAUGUGAGAAAAGUGCUGCACAAAAGCCCUCAUCUUCAGGUUCUGCUGCUCAAGGCAUUGAGUCAGUUGACUAGGGUGAAGUAUGAUCACUGUAUUGAGAGAUAUAUUUUGUGUAUAACUUCCUCUGUUAGUAGUAACUAUUGGUUUUGUGGUGAAGAUUUUCUUACUUUUUCUACCAUAUCUGUAUUUUCUUAGAACUACUGGACUUAUGUGGUACAGGAGGCUGCUUAGCGGUUUGGAAUAGUUUUACUCUAUAAAUUUCCCUCAACUAUGUUGCACAUCUGCCUCAUUUUCCCCCUUUGGAGUGCAUGCCUUCAAUGCUUUGUUCUUUCCUCCUCUCCUUGCACAUAAUUUUCAUAACUAAAAAACAAGGCCAUUAGAGGAAUUCUAUUCUCCUGAUGGUUCCUUGAGGUGAAAACAAUUUUAAAUAUCUUAUCCCACUAAUACCUUUAAUAACCCAUUUAAAUACGGGAUUAGAAUGCCGGAACUGGUCAGAAACAUUUUUCAUUCGAAUCAGCUUGACAAAGUAAAAUAACCACAUAACCUUGAAGUUCUGACAAAACUAACUUACUACUCAUAAAGUAGUCCUAAUAUUUGUGGAUAGAUGACAAAAGGUGAUUCCUUGAAAACUGCUUUCUUGCAGUUUCGGGCAAAAAUAUAAAAGCUCCCUUCCUCACCAUGCAUUCUGGCUUUGUUGAAGUUGUGUGUUCAUUUGCAUUAAGACUCAACAAGCAGGGCCUGUACAUGUGUGUAGCUCAGUGGCAAGCAUUGCCUAUCAUAAGAGGCUCUGGGUUGACAAGUUUCAUCAUCAAAGAACACUAGUUUUGUUUCCUAAUAGAGAAUUUAAAGUAAAAACACCGGAACCAGCUUGGGAAAAUUUGGCAGAUUGUUUACAUAGUCAAAAAGACGCCUAGCUUUCUAGUCUAUUUCUCCUCUUUUUGAUGCUAUCACUUAAAACAAAAACCAGUAUUAAUGUUUCUACACUUUGAAUUGGGGAAUUUAAAAAUGAAGCAUGUAAGUCUAAGUCAAUUUAUUAAAGGUUCAAGUAAAGCUGGUGCACCAUAUUCAAAGACUGACUUGUUGAACUGGCUAAAAAUUUCAUUUGUACUCCUAGCACAUUUUAUUUUUAUGGUCAAAACUAGGUUCAAAUAAUUGAAAAAAAUGUCCAAAAGACAGAAAACAGUCUCUGUAGUAGAUGAUUAUUUUUCUAAACUUUGGUCACGUUAAUCAAGGGGUCAGAAAGUAAAAGAAAUUCAAAGUAAAGUCAGAAACAACAACAAAAAAAAAACCUUUCAAUAGCCUCUUUAUAAAUAAAUACCCUCCCGCCUUCAGCUACUAAAUCAAAUACUGGACUUAUUUCCCAUGAACGUGUCAGAAAUAUUGAAAUUACUAAUGAUCACAUUUCAUAAGUCUGCUUGCACAGCUCUUAACAUUUUAUUAAGCCAUGUGUGUAUAGCCUGCCACAGUUUUUGUGGUGCUUGUCCUGUGUGGAAGACUGUACAUCUUCAACCUGUUGCAUAUUUUCAAGGGCUUUAUAAAGCAAUGUGAUUAACAGUCCUGGCCUGCUGCUUUCGGCUUACAUACAUCUUUAGCUAGAUCUUUAGAGGAUAGAGAUCCUGUAUGAAAUAUGCAUAUGCAGAAUCUCUCCUCCAUUACCCUGUGAAUGAAAACAGAUGGGACCUCAGAGAAGGAUACCCUCCCUUAA